AUGUAUCUCAUUUCGGCUGCCAUUGACUUGGCCGCGCCCGUCUUCCUCGUCACCUCCCCCCUCACAUCCUACGCCGACCAAAUCGUAAGCAUUCAUCGGUCAAGAAGCUCGACGGGCUUCUCUUUGGACAUUCCCCUGAUUAUGCUUGUUUCUUCGAUCUUGAAGGUUUUCUAUUGGUUUGGAGAGUACUAUUCAGCCACUUUGUUGACCCAGGCGGUCGUCAUGAUUGUGGUGCAGAUGACUAUGCUCAAGGUUGCAUUGGAUAAUCGGCCUUCUCCUGGUGGUCUGAAUGGGAUUGAGCAUGCGCCUUUCAGUAGUGGCUCUGACAGUGGCUCCUCAAGGCCUUACGAAUUUUGGCAGUGGAAGAACACUAAGCCGUACUACAUGUUCCUCGCUUACUUCGUCGGAGCCCUGACUUUUAUCCACCUGAGCCCGAUCUCCCAAUUCGAAUCCUAUAUCAGCCUCUUGGGUUACAUCGGACUUGCCGUCGAGGCCACCCUUCCCAUCCCACAAAUCAUCGCCAACUACCGAUCAGGCUCAUGCAAGGGCUUCCGGGUCUCCGUCAUUGCAGCAUGGAUUCUCGGUGACACCAUGAAGAUGAGCUACUUCUUCUGCAGCACGGAAACUAUCCCAUGGGCCUUCAAGCUGUGCGGCAUGUUCCAAUGCGCGUGCGAUUUCUACCUGGGCUUCCAGUUCUAUAUGUUCACUCGGGGCUCCUCACUCUCACACUCUCGGGGCCCCUCCCAGACCGCGGGCAGGUCGGAACAGGAUGGCCGUUGGGGCCACGAGGCGAAAGAUAUCCGCAUGAACUGA
Messenger RNA from Penicillium arizonense, 813 nucleotides. RefSeq names its product PQ-loop repeat-containing protein. NCBI's taxonomy places the organism in Eukaryota, Fungi, Ascomycota, Eurotiomycetes, Eurotiales, Aspergillaceae. Gene Ontology annotation, cellular component: trans-Golgi network; endosome. The transcript has 4 exons. Bases 1 to 813 code for a protein of 270 amino acids. Gene Ontology annotation, biological process: retrograde transport, endosome to Golgi; phospholipid translocation. The record is from RefSeq and is a predicted model, not a curated record.